Tigriopus californicus is the source of this 2224-nucleotide messenger RNA. It is a transcript of the gene Vps52, whose product is annotated as vacuolar protein sorting-associated protein 52 homolog. Gene Ontology annotation, molecular function: syntaxin binding. The coding region runs from base 95 to 2158 and encodes 687 amino acids. Gene Ontology annotation, biological process: Golgi to vacuole transport; lysosomal transport; endocytic recycling. Gene Ontology annotation, cellular component: GARP complex. The record is from RefSeq and is a predicted model, not a curated record. The transcript has 8 exons. NCBI's taxonomy places the organism in Eukaryota, Metazoa, Arthropoda, Copepoda, Harpacticoida, Harpacticidae.
ACACUCAUUGAGAUCUGUGUGUGUGUGUAAUUUGUGCCACUCCAAAUGUCUGUGCCUAGUUAGUAAAGUUUGGAAGUGAAAUCUGCCCGCCACCAUGCACUCGGUGUCAUCGGAGAGCUACUUCCUGGAGGAAGUGGACUCGCACAUCCAGGCCAAUUUGGGCGACUCGGUGGUGCAAGAGGCCUUGAAGAAUGGGGUGGAUCUGCGGGAGUACUCGACCCAAGUGGAGGAUCAACUCAAAGCCGAGGAGAAUCUCUCCAUUCAGGACUACAUCCAACAAAGCCAGAACAUUGCCUCGCUCCACAAUCAGAUUGUCAGUUGCGACGAAAUCUUGGAACGUUGCCAAAACAUGUUGUUGAGCUUUCAAACAGAUUUGGGGAGUAUCAGUUCGGAAAUCAUGGCCUUGCAACAACAGUCCGUGCAAAUGAACCUCAAGCUCCAAAACCGACAGGCUGUGCGGGGCGAGUUAUCCCAAUUUGUGGGGGACAUGGUCAUUCCGGAGCAGAUGAUCACGGUCAUCCUCGACAGUCCGGUCACGGAUCAGUUGUUUCUGGAUCAAUUGGUGGCCUUGGAACAGAAGAUCACAUUCUUAAAGGAACAGAGCUUCCGUGAAGCUCGAUCAUGCACAGAUGUGCGGGAUGUGGUGGAAAAGCUCAAGAUCAAGGCUAUGUCCAAGAUCCGCGAGUUCCUUUUGGAUCGCAUCAGCCAGUUCCGCAAGCCCAUGGCCAACUAUCACAUUCCGCAGAAUACGAUGCUCAAGUUCAGCUUCUAUUUCAAGUUCCUCAUGGCUAAUGACCGCGAGAUUGCGGCCGAGGUGCGCGAUGAUUACUGCGAUACCAUGAGCAAAGUGCUUUUUUCCUACUUCAAGUCGUAUUCGGGGCGAUUGGCCAAAUUGCAAUUUGACGAGAUCGCCACACGGGAGGAUCUCGUGGGCGCUAUUGUGGAGACCAGUCAACGGGGCGUGGCGGGGUUCUUCGGCAAGACCACCAUGAAGGCCAAGGCUAGUGUGUUUAGCAUUGGUGAACGUGGACAAGUCAUUGACGAAGCCUUGGAAGCGCCCAUCAUCGUGCCACAUCACGUCCAACAAAAAGCCGAAUCCAAGUUCUCGUACGAGGUGUUGUUCCGGAGUGAGCAGUUUUGCUUCUUGGAAAACGCUUGCCGAGAAUACGUGUUCAUCACACAAUUUUUCAUGGUCGAAGGCAACGAGCUGAAUGAUCUCUUUCAUCUGAUAUUGGGCAAGACCGAGUCAUUACUCAAGAAAGCCGUGGAUUUAUCCGUGCAGGAGAGCUACGACGCCAUCUCCUUGUUCUUAUGCCUCCACUUGCUUUUUGCAUUCCGAAAGCAUUGUCAAAUGCGGAAAAUUGCCACGCUGGACAAAUAUUGGGACAACCUACAGAGCACUCUUUGGCAUCGAUUCCGACAUGUGAUGCAGCUCAACAUCCAAAGCAUCCGCGACUGUGAUCCCUUGAAACUCAAGACCGUAGACCAAAGACCCCAUCUCAUCUGUCGGCGCUAUGCCGAGCUCAGUGCGGGCUUCAUGAGCAUCCAAGAGAGCGAUCCCAACGAGAACAUCUCUCGACUUCUCUCGGAUCUCCAACAGGAAGUGGAAUACUUUAUCCUUAAAAUGACCUCGGUGUUUGAUGGACGCAAGAACCAACUUCUGUUCCUUAUCAACAACUACGACAUGAUUCUGUCGGUUUUGGCGGAACGGGUUCGAAAUGAUUGCCAGGAGUCUGAUAGUUUCAAGGAUUUGUUGGCUACGCGCACUUCCGAAUUCGUGGAGCUUAUCUUGGAGUCCAAUUUCGGUGAGCUGCUCCGCUUCAUUAAACGAGUCGAGCCCGUGAUUCAACAGGACGAUGAUGAUGAUGAUGCGAUUGUGACCCGCGAGGGAGCCAAGGUGGCCUCCAUUCUGAAGGACUUUAACGUCCGAUGGAAGAAGGCAUUGGAUGGGAUCAAUAGCGAGAUCUUGGGCUCGUUUCCGAACUUCAAGAACGGAACCUCGAUCCUGCAACAGACCUUGACCCAGUUCGUGCAGUAUUAUCAUCGCUUCUACAAGAUCAUGUCGCACCCGCAAUUCAGCUCUCAUCCCGAACGCUCCCAGUUGAUCAAUGUCCACCAACUCAUGGUCGAGGUCAAGAAGUUUAAAUCGAAUUUCUAAACCCGGUCAACGAGGUAAUCGUGGCAAAUAAACAAGAGUUCCAGUGAAAACUGGAAUACAAACCUA